UACCCCGGGGCAGCGAUGGACCGCGUCAGCUUGCUGUGGCGUCUACGUCGUCGGGCCCGUCGCGGGGCGCUGUGUAUGGGCCUCUUCUGCAUCUCCAUGGCAAUGCUCUAUGCCCUCUGCGCCGAGAACAGCGUACCAGUCACCGAUGCUAUCUUUGGGGUGCGGGCACGGACCCGCGCCCAGCCCCGGGCACACUCCAUCAUCAAGGUCUGUCUGUCUGUCUCUCUAGAGGGGUCAGGGAGCAUCAGCAGCAGAACAUGGGCAUGUCCGAAAUGGCCUAUUCUCUAUUUAGUGCACUACUUUUGAACCCAUCGGACAUACUCAUAGCCAUAGGCUCAUGAAUCCUCAUACUGUAUCAUACAGUAGACUCUGUCCAUUCUUCUAUUUCAUGCAAUCUUCUUCUUCUUCCCCAGGUGCUGAGAGGCGGGGCCAAGCCCAUGUACCUUGACCCCCAGAAGCUCCCCGGCGUCGUCCCUGGCAACCCCCACCGUCCAAUCCCAGUCCUCUCCUCCCCAAACCACACACAGGAAGUCACAGCUAAGGAGUCACACCCCAAACACCCCAUGAGAGAGCGAGAGUCAUCGGGAUUCUUCGCCUGGCUCUUGCCGCGCCCCUUCAUGCGGGCCAUGGAGACCCUGUUUGGGGGCCGACGUCGGGGGGAGCUUAGUGGAACAGUCGGGGAUGCAGAAUUUUUUGGUCCUCACAGAGCUCUGGGGGAGGUCUGGGACGACGAGAUGUCCAGUAAAAUGCUGGGGAAGAGGCUGAGGAAAGUGGUGCAGAACUAUCAGGUGAGGGGGCGGAGGGAGAUAGAGAAGAGAGAAAGAGCCCAGCUAGCACAUAACGUUUAUUACUUUAACGGAACGUUUCCUAAAAGUAACAUAAAACCGAUCAGAAUGCCAAAGUCAUGCCGGAAAAUGUUUUUGCGGAGGACACGGCAAGCCAGCCUGUUCCCUAUAAUGUAAACUCCCAACAGAAAUAACUUCAAAUUAAACAAAGGUUGUUAGCCAACUAGCCUGCUAAUGUUAGCCAUACUAACCUGCUAAUUGUAGCCCUACCAGCCUGCUAACGUUACUUGACUGCAUGAGUCAACCAGUUGCUAUCAGUAGCUUACAUUAAAGUAAUCCAACGUUUUGGAAAUACAAAAUGCCAUCUAACCAGUUAUCAAAUAAUGAUACCGAGGGAGAAUCAGCUAAACCAACAGUGAUAUAGUGAGGUAAAUCCAAAAUCGAUAGAUUCCAGAGGCAAUAAUCCAGAGGCUGCGUUGGACACAGGAGACGAGGGGAAGAGUGAACAAUAAGACAGCGAUCGGAAGGCUCCAGCAGAUGGAAAUUAUCACAACAGCACAGUCAGUCAGCUACUGUAGCGCACUAGUACUAAGCCAGGUUUGAAAAACGCUGGUAGCCUACUAACAGAGAACAGGCCGAAAAGUUGACCAAACAAAUUGGAGGACGAAAAACAAAUGAAGAACAGACUAAACAAUUAGAACAGGCAGGAAUGAUUUUCCACUUUCCUUUUGAGCCAGAGGCAAGUCUGCCGGUGGUGCAGGAGAAGUCAGAGCUGCUUGUACUGUUGCCAGAAGAUACCGACCCUACCAUCACGCUUGUUUACAAUGAGCUGCACUGGGGUCGGAACGCAAUCAAGGUUACAUUAAAACACUGUGAAACCGGUGCGAGAUAUGGGUCGGAAAACGUAUAAUGCAGGGAUGGGAUAUACACUGUACUCCAAAUUGUACCUUUAUCCACACUGAUACAUCGACGACAUUGAAAUACUGUUCAUUUUUUUUCUCUUAAAAAAGGUCAUCUUUGUCCUCAUGCUAGCUAUCAGUAGCCACUGCAGCUAAGUUUUUGACCACACUGUGUUGUUACUUUGGUGAGUAAAAACUCAGGCUUCAAACUCAUUCCACGAAGGGCAGAGUGUCUGCGGGUUUUCGCUCCACCCUUGUACUUGAUUGAUGAAUUAAGGCCACAAAUUAGUAAGGAACUCCCCUCCCCUGGUUGUCUAGGUCUUAAUAAACAAAAACCCGCACACACACUCGGCCCUCUGUGGAAUGAGUUUGACACCCCUGCUUUAAAGUAAUGUUCUCAAAUUGUUCCAAGAAUGUUAAGAAACAACGUUCUUCUGUGGGAAUUUCAGUACUUCAGCAUAACGUUUCCUACAGGUUUCAUUUAAAGGGGCAAUCUGCAGUAGCUGCAUCCAUUUUUGGACUUAUAAAUUAAUAAUAUAUUCUUGAAGAAUAUAACUUACAAAUGCAUCGUGAGCUUAGUUCAACUGUCGUACCCCAUCAGAACCCCAAAUAUAAGCUUGUUUUACUCCAACGUUUGUAAACAAAAUAAAUGUAAACAAACACGGUGUAGCCUCAAAACAUGGUUAAAAUUAUAAUUUUGGUAUCAUGGAUAGUCGGUCUUUGCAUCCAUAGCUCUGUCUAUGAAUUUGAGAGUUACAUUUUUCGAGCCCCAUCCCUCAGCUUUUUAGCGAAACAGUGGUGGGGAGUUCAAUUUGUUAUUGUUUCAACUGCUGUUCCGAGAACGUUAAGAAAACGUUCCAUAAAAACCAUAAGAAAACUUUUGUAAUGUUCAGAAAACGUUCUAAGAAUGUUAUUUAAAAACAUUUAAAUUCCGUUCUCAGCAUCAACAAAACUCUCUCUAGCCUUUAUCUUGUUAAGUGUGUUCAGGUGUGUUGGCCGCACCCACUAAUUGGCCACAACUGAUCUUAAGGAGUGCUUGUUUCCUUUGAAAUGGGGUCUGUUUGAAUAGACUAAAAUGAAAAACGUUGUAUGUGUAAAAACAACAUGGCAUGCUAGCUCCAUCCUGGUGGCGCAGUGGACUAAUUCCAUGGAUGGGGAACAGAAUAUUAUAGGUUUGAAUCUCACUGAUGCUGUGUCACAGUAAAAAAUAAAUGUGUUUGCAUGUAUUAAUGCCUAAGGAAAUGCAUUUCCAUGUGUCCUAUCUUUUAUGUAAAAAAAUAAGUUAACACAAAAUAAGCUAGCAGUGUUAUUAAGAGUCUUGAAACAUUCAGUGAAGUUAUUAAAACCUCUCCAUCAACAUUAUCUUUCCCUCUCUCUCCCUCUUGUCCCCCCACCAUAAUCUGUCUUCCUUAAUCCAUUUCUCUCUCUCUCUCUCUCUCCCCCCAUAAUCUGUCUUCCUUAAUCCAUUUCUCUCUCUCUCUCUCUCUCCCCCCAUAAUCUGUCUUCCUUAAUCCAUUUCUCUCUCUCUCUCUCCCAGGCGAUGAAUAAGUAUGGUGUGGAGUUCUCUGGUCCUGGGGGCGUGGACACUCGUCCUAAGGUGAGCGGCUCAGAGCUGCUGUGCCAGCUGAAGGACAAGGUAGAAGUUGCGACCCUGACCCCUGACCUCGAGCCCUUCUCCGCUCUGCCCUGGGCGUCCCAGCUGCCCCUACAUCCCAUAACCUCUGACCUUGGACCCUACAAGAGCUGUGCAGUGGUGUCGUCGGCUGGGUCACUACGCUACUCUGGACUGGGCAAGGAGAUUGGUAAGUGUGGGCGUGUGGUGAGGCAUACCCAAGCGGGAAAAAGUAUACUUAGUAUACUUAAUUUUUUGUAUUUUGAAUAUACUUAGUACACAUGUAUUUCAUGUGUACAUUUAAUUGUGUUAUUUUGGAACAACUUUAGUUGUACUAAACACAUUAAAGUUGUAUAGAAGUUGUGUUAUAGUACUAUUAAAAGUCACCUAAGUGUACUUCUAGGUACUAAAAUCACCCAAUUAAAGUGUACUUGUAAGACAUCAUUUGAAAUGUACUCUAUACACACUUAAAAUAUACUUUUAGUGACAGUUAAAGCUAUUCUCAAGUAGUAUGGAAACAAAAUGUUAGGUUACACCAACAGAAAAACCACCCUAAUCUGAGGUGUAAGGCUAGUUGAGGGCUCCAUGAACACGAUUAUGCCUAGCAUUUUUAGAAGCAUUAGACCAGAACCUUGAUACUGUUUGACGUCUAAGUUUGAACAUUAGUCAUGAAGAUUAAGCUAUUUUAGAUUUAUUUUGCAUCAGAAGUGUGUUAAUAAUGUCACUAGCAUAUCCCAUAUAUACUAAAAGUGCACUUUAAUUAGCUUUGGAGUACUAAUUUAGUUGCAAAAUAAUGGUACAUGAUGAACAUAUCUUAUUUACAUUUUAGUAGACGCUUUUAUCCAGAGCAACUUACAGUAGUGAUUGCAUACAGUUUCAUACUGGUCCCCUGUGGGAAUCAAACCCACAAUCCUGACAUUACAAGCGCCAUGAUCUACCAACUGAGCCACACGUGACGUAUGUAUGCCUAUUUUUAUAUUUCUAAUAUACAAAUGCUGGGUUCGACGUUAACAUUUGUCCGGGGCAAGUAUGUCGGACAAGCAGAUUACAGAUUUAAGUUGUCCGAAUGGAAAAGUAAAACAAAAAAUCACAAUAUCAAACAAUUAGGCUACUCCGAACAGAAUUGGAUCAGUGUCCCUUGGAUGCGAUGUCCUCCCAAUUUCUGCAGAGCGCAUUGCAGUAUAAUUAUUGUAGGUCUGCAUUGACAGGCAUGAGCGGUCUUUCAAUCAUGCAUUCGCGAUAUGCGUUUUUGAGAUCAAAGUGAGUGUGUGCACAUUUGUUGAUAUUCAUUGCUAGUUAGUGAGUUAUUUGCCCAGUUAUAGCAAAUAUUUGGUCAGCAAUGAAAAUCCUGGAAAAGUAAUGGUGUGCAUCACCUGCAUGCGUGCCAGUGUUUGACUAGUUAUCUCGCUAGUUAACUAUUUAGCAUGUAUUAAUGUCAUUGUCAUGUCCAAUGCCCUAAACAACUUUCCACCGGCGCUCAUGUACAACCUUAAAUGGCCGUCAGACAGUUGAUACGGGUGCGCAGUUGAUGAACCAAUGCUUCAUACUCCAGUUGUAAACCGUCUCUCAAGCACUGAAAAUUUGGUGUUGAGAAAUAAUUCUGAAACCUGGGAUUCUCUUCUAUUCAGUAAAAAAUAUUCUUAGAAUAGCCUAAUUGACAAGUACAGUAACUCCUAUGCUGUCAAGAUCUCCCCUGAAAACGGAAUAUUUUACCCUUACAAAUAGAUUAACAUGUCUUAGUUAGCUACCUUGCUUUGAAGUUGCUCACCUUAGCCAUUUGAUCCCUGGUUCAUUGAAUGAGGGAAUUAUUUUAUAAAGACAUAAAAAGUAUUUGGUUGUAAUUGUAAUGUUGCAGGGUCACCAACUACCCUCCAGGAUAGUCCUGGACAGCUACUGGGUGUGCAUGUUUUGUUCCAGCCCUGCUCUAACACAUUGUAAAAAAUUAGCUGCUCAACAGUUCCUUGAUAAGUUGACUCGGGUGUGUUUGAGCAGGGUUGGAUCAAAAGCCUGCACACCCAGUUACUCUCCAGACGGAGGGUUGGCCACAUAUGUUUUAUACGAUCAGCUCCUUCGUUUUGUUGACUUGAGGGAUAGGUUAUCCCCCUGGCACCAGGGCCCUCACCUCCUCCCUGUAGGCUGUCUCAUCAUUGUUGGUAAUCAGGCCUAUUAUUGUUGUGUCGUCUGCAAACUUGAUGAUUGAGUUGGAGGAGUGCGUGGCCACGCAGUCAUGGGUGAACAGGGAGUAAAGGAGGUGGCUGAGCAUGCACCCUUGUGGGGCCCCUGUGUUGAGGAUAAGCAAAGUGGAGGUGUUGUUUCCUAACUUCACCACCUUGGGGCGGCCCGUCAGGAAGUCCAGGACCCAGUUGCACAGGGCGGGGUUCAGACCCAGGGCCCCAAGCUUAAUGAUGAGCUUGGAGGGUACUAUGGUGUUGAAGGCUGAGCUAUAGUCAAUGAACAGCAAUCUUACAUAGGUAUUCCUCUUGUCCAGAUGGGAUAGGGCAGUGUGCAGUGUGAUGGCGAUUGCAUCGUCUGUGGAUCUAUUGGGGCGGUAUGCAAAUUGAAGUGGGUCUAGUGUGUCAGGUAAGGUAGAGGUGAUCCUUAACUAGCCUCUCAAAGUACUUCAUGAUGACAGAAGUGAGUGCUAUGGGGCGAUAGUCAUUUAGUUCAGUUACCUUUGCUUUCUUGGGUACAAGAACAAUGGUGGACAUCUUGAAACAAGUGGGGACAGCAGAAUGGGAUAGGGAGAGAUUGAAUAUGUCCGUAGACACUCCAGCCAGCAGGUCUGCGCAUGCUUUGAGGAUGCUGCUAGGGAUGCUGCCUAGGCCGGCAGACAUGCAAGUGUUAACAUGCUUAAAUGUCUUACUCAUGUCGGCCACGGAUAACGAGAGCGUCUCGUGUCUGAGCCAUUAAAUUGUGGUGCCACUUUGUCUCUGUACUGACGUUUUGCCUGUUUGAUUGCCUUACGGAUGGAAUAACUACACUGUUUGUAUUCAACCAUAUUCCCAGUCACCUUGCCAUGGUUAAAUGCGGUGGUUCGUGCUUUCAGUUUUGUGCGAAUGCUGCCAUCUAUCCACGGUUUCUGGUUUGGGUAGGUUUUAAUAGUCACAGUGGGAACAACAUCCCCUUCCUGAUGAACUCAGUCAUCGUGUCUGUGAAUACGACAAUGUUAUUCUCAGAGGCUACCCGGAACAUAUCCCAGUCCGCGUGAUCAAAACAGCUUAAAGCAUGGAUUCUGAUUGGUCAGACCAGCGUUGAAUAGACCUUAGCACGAGUACUUCCUGUUUGAGUUUCUGCCUAUAGGAAGGGAGGAGAAAAAUUGACUUGUGAUCUGAUUUGCCGAAGGGAGGGCGGGGGAGGGCCUUGUAGGCAUCCCGGAAGGGGGAGUAACAGUGUUCAAGCGUUUUAGCAGCGUGAGUACUACAGUCAAUGUGUUCAUAGAACUUCGGAAGCGUUUAUCUCAAAUUUGCUUUGUUAGAAUCCACAGCUACAAUAAAUGUGGCCUCUGCAUAUGUGGUUUCCAGUUUGCACAAAGUCCAGUGUAGUUCCUUGAGGGCCGUCGUGGUAUCAGCUUAAGGGGGAAUAUACACGGCUGUGACUAUAACUGAAGAGAAUUGUCUUGGGAGGUAAUACGGUCGGCAUUUGAUUGUGAGGCAUUCUAGGUCGAGUGAACAAAAGUACUUGAGUUUCUGUGCGUUAUCACAAUCACACCAUGAGUAGUUGAUCAUGAAACAUACAACACCGCCUAUCUUCUUCCCGGAGAGUCCUUUAUUCCUGUCUGCGCGAUGUACUGAGAACCCAGCUGGCUGUAUGGACGGGGACUGUAUAUCCGGAGAGAGCCAUGAUGUCUCUCUAGGAGGAGAUCCUCGCCCUGAGCUCGUGUACUUUAUUGUCCAGAGACUGAAUAUUAGCGAGUAAUAUACUCGGAAGCAGUGGAUGGUGUGCACGCCUCCUGAGUCGGACUAGAAGUCCACUCCGAAUACUUCUUCUCCACCAUCGGCGUCUUGGAGCAGCCUCUGGGAUAAGUUCAAUUGCCCUGGGGGGUACGAACAAAGGAUCUAAUUCGGGAAAGUCGUAUUCUUGGUCGUAAUGCUGGUGAGUUACCGCUGCUCUGCUAUCCAAAAGUUAUUUCCGGCUGUAUGUAAUAACACAAAAAAAGUUCUGGGCUAGUAAUGUAAGAAAUAACACACAAAAAAACAAAAUACUGCAAAAUUGCUUAGGAGCUAGAAGCAGAGCUGCCAUGUCUUUCGGCGCCAUCUUGUUACACACGCCCCGGCCGGUCGGGUAUAGCCAUAGCAUGUUUUUUGUGCCCUUAUAUGACCUUUUCUGCCUGCUUUUGAGACACUAUUUGAUCCCACCCUGGGACACUACUUGUUGAGUAAUUAAAACUCUCAACAAUCAAUAUUAAAAUAAUAUGUAUUCAUUAUAGAAAGUUAUUAAUGAUAAACCUUCAGUUUCUUUUUAACACUGCACUCUCGAGAGUUGCACUAGAACUCUGUAACAAUAUCAGACUGACUGAUUCCCCAGUCCUAGAUAUCUCCAGAGAGAGAGAGAGAGAGAGAGCGAGAGAGCGAGAGAGAGAAUACAUCAAAUAAAUAAGUAAUUACAAUGUAUUAACACAUGAAUGUGUGUGUUUGAGAGAGAGAAAGGGAAAGGGGGAUACCUAGUCAAGUGUACCUAGUGUACAACUUAAUGGAUUCAACUGAAAUGUGUCUUCCCCAUUUAACCCAACCCCUCUGAAUCAGAGAGGUGCGGGGGGCUGCCUUAAUCGGCAUCCACGUCAUCGGCGCCCGGGGAACAGUGGGUUAACUGCCUUGCUCAGGGGCAGAAUGACAGAGAAGGAGAGAGAGUGUGUGUGUGCAUGUGUUUUAUUUGUCCUUGUCAGUCACCCAUCUCUGGAAUAGGAAUACCUGGGAUAGGAUAAAGUAUUCCUUCUAACCCCCCCCCCCCCCCCCCCAAAUUGUAAAGUGGUUAUCCCACUGGCUAUAGGGUGAACGCACCAAUUUGUGAGUCGCUCUGGCUAAGAGCGUCUGCUAAAUGACGUUAAUGUGCCCUUGAGCAAGGCACUUAACCCUAAUUGCUCCUGUAAGUCGCUCUGGUUAAGAGCGUCUGCUAAAUUACUAAAAUGUAAAAAUGUAAAUGUAUCUCUCCUAACUAUGCCCUAUCCACCAACUGAGGAAGCCCAACUGCAACACUUAGCGGACACAUGUCCAUUGUGGGAAAUGGAUGACAGAAUCUGUAGGCCUAAAUAUCUCCAAUCCUAAAACAAGGCAACAGUAAACAUGUUGUCUCCCACGAAUGAUGCAGUGUGUGUGUGUGUGUGUGUGAGAGAGAGAGAGAGAGAGACAGAAUGAUUUCGUGCCUGCACACAUACGUAUGCGUGUGAUAUCAUUUGAAUGACCUGUAUCCAGCAGGAACUCUUUAGACCGCUCCUCUUUUGUUGUGGCAGGAGCUGGUGCCAAAGGGGAGCGGAGCAGGACAGCCUGUAGAGAGGACCACUGUUAGAGCUGUCUCAGCAGAGAGGAGAGCUAGAAGGUCAUGCAUGUUGUUCCUCUCCUGAAAUAGCGGCCCAAUAACCUUAAAUGACAAUAAUCAUAAAGCUAAACUAUGCAAGUAAGUGAGUGAGUGAGUGAGUGAGUGAGUGAGUGAGCGAGUGAGCGAGCGAGCGAGCGAGCGAGCGAGCGAGUGAGUGAGUGAGUGAGUGAGUGAGUGAGUGAGUGAGUGAGUGAGUGAGUGAGUGAGUGGGUGAGCGAGUGAGCAAGCGAGCAUGUGAUUGAGAGGCGGAGAGUGAACUGUCAACUGUGUGAUCAUGUCGCUGUACUGUUUAUUUUUUGUUGUAUUCAGUCACUAAAUGCACAUUAGGAGCUUUUCCGGACUGCUCAGUGUACUCACCCUGGCAAUCCCUGGUGUGUGUCUUUGUUUAUAUGACACAGAUGUUUGUCAACCUGACCGAGUCCUUGUAGUAGGAUUUUCCAGUGAUUAGCUUUGGCGUCAAUUACUAUAAACAGUGUACAGUAAAACGAAUAUCAAACAUACAGAUCUGGAUUGACGUAGGCUAAAUCAUGUGAAGUUACAUAACCUCUAGGGCUUAGUCAAUCAGUCGAGUUUAACAACGGAUGUAGGCUACAAGUGUGUAUGCACUCUCAACCGUUGUGAUAUAAUGAAUUGGCACAACCAUUGUUGACAAAUGCAUUGCAUAUCCGUUGUUCCACCUGAGUGUAGACUAAGCCUGUUUAUGCUCCAAUUCAUGUCAGUCACUCUAAAUCUAAAUAUUAACUUGAGUGAUCUUAAUUUUACUCAAUACAAAGUCAUACAGUACCUUAAGCCAGCACUUUUUUCUUGGUCCUUCCUGCUAGGGUCAGGCGGGUUCACGUUCCGGAAUCGAGGACUAUUGGAAUGGAAUAUUUACAAUAAGUAUGCAUAAUCUAUAAAGAUAUCCACACAGUAAAUGAAGGUGCCGCAUUUAUGAAUUAUAUUCCAUUUGAAUGAGAUAUACAUCACCUUUGUCUAAACGGCACCCACAGCAAUGGUUGCAGCUUUUGGUUUGCUGUGUGUUUAAAACAACAGCACAUAUUUACACCAUGAGCAAUAACAGAUAUGGAAAUCAUUCUCAAUCUAAGUAACAUCUGUAAAUUAAUGAGACCAGGUAUGCCUCAUCUGAUCUUUGUCUUUUUUCUUUUGAAAAUCUGCCACUGAACCACACAUUUCUAUAUAGUGAGAGAGACCACACAACAUAUUAGCUUUAAUUACCUGGUUGCCCCAUUGAAAUCAACAUUACUUUCAUGGGAGACCUUCUGGUAUGGAUAAAGGCUUGAUAAUGUUCACUCUUUAAAGCAGGUAGAUAGCUAAAAGAGUGACACCACAACAGCUGCAUGAAUGUGUGAUCUCUCCAUAUGUUCAUUUAUCAAUUUCCAAGCCCAACUAGCUAGACAGAAUAGUGUUCAGGCUACGUUGUUGUCAUUCAGUAAAGGUGUAGCUAGCUACUCUAACGUUACUGUGCUAGCCUACGGUAGCCUGCAGCCUACAACCAAGCUAGUUAACUACAAAGAAACAAUCAAUUUAAUCAACAGGCUUUUUAGCUAAAUAUACAGUGAACUCCAAAAGUAUUGGGACAGUGACACAUUUUUGUUGUUGUUUUGGCUCUCUACUCCAGCACUUUGGAUUUGAAACAAUAGAACUAUUAAAGUGCAGACUGUCAGCUUUAACUUGAAGGUAUUUUCAUCCAUAUCGGGUGAACCGUUUAGAAAUUACAGCAGUUUUUGAACAUAGUCUCCCCAUUUUAGGGGACCAAAAGUAUUGGGACAAAUUCACUAAUGUGUAUUAAAGUAGUCAAAAGUUUGGUCUGAUAUUCCUAGCACGCAAUGAUUACAACUUGUUGGAUGCAUUUGCUGUUUGUUUUGGUUGUGUUUCAGAUUAUUUUGUGCCGAAUAGAAAUGAAUGAUAAAUAAUGUAUUGUGUCAUUUUGGAGUCACUUUUAUUGUAAAUAAGACUUGAAUAUGUUUCCAAAGACUUCUACAUUAAUGUGGAUGCUACCAUCUCGUAGAGCCCCCUCUUCAGGCAACCAUUGAACAUUUCAUUAUAUGUAUAUAAUAUCAGUCCUUUAUCUGAGGAAUAAAGAACGAUACAAAUAUUUCUGUGAAAGACUAAUAUUGGCCGAUAAUAUUGGGUGCUAUGCUGACAUACAGUGGGGAAAAAAAGUAUUUAGUCAGCCACCAAUUGUGCAAGUUCUCCCACUUAAAAAGAUGAGAGAGGCCUGUAAUUUUCAUCAUAGGUACACGUCAACUAUGACAGACAAAAUGAGGAAAAACAAUCCAGAAAAUCACAUUGUAGGAUUUUUAAUGAAUUUAUUUGCAAAUUAUGGUGGAAAAUAAGUAUUUGGUCAAUAACAAAAGUUUCUCAAUACUUUGUUAUAUACCCUUUGUUGGCAAUGACACAGGUCAAACGUUUUCUGUAAGUCUUCACAAGUCUUUCACACACUGUUGCUGGUAUUUUGGCCCAUUCCUCCAUGCAGAUCUCCUCUAGAGCAGUGAUGUUUUGGGGCUGUCGCUGGGCAACACGGACUUUCAACUCCCUCCAAAGAUUUCUAUGGGGUUGAGAUCUGGAGACUGGCUAGGCCACUCCAGGACCUUGUAAUGCUUCUUACGAAGCCACUCCUUCGUUGCCCGGGCGGUGUGUUUGGGAUCAUUGUCAUGCUGAAAGACCCAGCCACGUUUCAUCUUCAAUGCCCUUGCUGAUGGAAGGAGGUUUUCACUCAAAAUCUCACGAUACAUGGCCCCAUUCAUUCUUUCCUUUACACGGAUCAGUCGUCCUGGUCCCUUUGCAGAAAAACAGCCCCAAAGCAUGAUGUUUCCACCCCCAUACUUCACAGUAGGUAUGGUGUUCUUUGGAUGCAACUCAGCAUUCUUUGUCCUCCAAACACGACGAGUUGAGUUUUUACCAAAAAGUUCUAUUUUGGUUUCAUCUGACCAUAUGACAUUCUCCCAAUCCUCUUCUGGAUCAUCCAAAUGCACUCUAGCAAACUUCUGACGGGCCUGGACAUGUACUGGCUUAAGCAGGGGGACACGUCUUGCACUGCAGGAUUUGAGUCCCUGGCGGUGUAGUGUGUUACUGAUGGUAGGCUUUGUUACUUUGGUCCCAGCUCUCUGCAGGUCAUUCACUAGGUCCCCCCGUGUGGUUCUGGGAUUUUUGCUCACCGUUCUUGUGAUUAUUUUGACCCCACGGGGUGAGAUCUUGCGUGGAGCCCCAGAUCGAGGGAGAUUAUCAGUGGUCUUGUAUGUCUUCCAUUUCCUAAUAAUUGCUCCCACAGUUGAUUUCUUCAAACCAAGCUGCUUACCUAUUGCAGAUUCAGUCUUCCCAGCCUGGUGCAGGUCUACAAUUUUGUUUCUGGUGUCCUUUGACAGCUCUUUGGUCUUGGCCAUAGUGGAGUUUGGAGUGUGACUGUUUGAGGUUGUGGACAGGUGUCUUUUAUACUGAUAACAAGUUCAAACAGGUGCCAUUAAUACAGGUAACGAGUGGAGGACAGAGGAGCCUCUUAAAGAAGAAGUUACAGGUCUGUGAGAGAAACAUCUCAAGGAUGAUCAAUGGGAACAGGAUGCACCUGAGCUCAAUUUCGAGUCUCAUAGCAAAGGGUCUGAAUACUUACAUAAAUAAGGUCUUUAUUUAAUUUAUUUUUAGAUUUUUGUACAAACAUUUCUAAAAACCUGUUUUUGCUUUGUCAUUAUGUGGUAUGGUGUGUAGAUUGCUGAGAUUUUAAUCCAUUAAUGUAACAAAAUGUGGGAAAAGUCAAGGGGUCUGAAUACUUUCUGAAGGCACUGUAUAUAUUUUUUACACACAUUUAACCCAGUUUUUUUGGUUAGACACAUACCUUCAGACGAGUCCCGUGACACUUGUGGGGGUUAUAGAGCAAAGAGUCUCCCCUUUCCUUAAUAGUUUUGUAGGUCAAACCGUUCGGACGCUACAGACGUUUUCGUGAGGAGACCGAUUUUCGGGAUGUCUCAUGGUCUGACAAACACCACUCUAGCUCUGCCGCCUUUCACCACAGAUGUGGAAGUGCAACACUGCCGGAUGCGGUGGACUGAGACGCAUCCCAUGGGUCCCGUUUGCCUCAGUUGGUAGAGUAUGGCACUUGCAACGGCAGGUUUGUGCGUUCGAUUCCCACGGGGGACCAGUACGAAAAAUGUAUGAAAAUGUAUGCACUCACUACUGUAAGUUGCUCUGGAUAAGAGUGUCUGCUAAGUGACGAAAAUGUAAUGAAAAAAAAAGAUAUCUCUAGCUUAAACUGACAGAUUUUUUUGUUAUGUAACUUAGAUUGACUCAUCGGGCUGUCAAUCGACUCUAGGGGGUUAAUUAAGCAAUAAGGCCCGAGGGGGUGUGGUAUAUUGUCCAUUACAAACACAACACAAUAUACAACCAUACACUCCACCUGAAUCUAAAUACAUGGGCAACUCAGAAAUGCAUCCAAAAAAGCUUAUAAGCCCACUUUAGUGCAGCAUCUGUAACUUCAGUGAUUCCAAAUGAAUGAUAUAUAUAUACAUACUGUACUUUUUGUAUCAUUGUCUAAUCACAGACUCCCAUGAUGCAGUGCUGCGGUUCAACGCAGCGCCCACCGUGGGGUACGAGAAAGACGUCGGCUCCAAAACCACCAUCCGUCUCCUAAACUCCCAG
This is a messenger RNA of Coregonus sp. 'balchen', 13457 nucleotides long. NCBI's taxonomy places the organism in Eukaryota, Metazoa, Chordata, Actinopteri, Salmoniformes, Salmonidae. The record is from the annotation of a GenBank genome assembly.